GAAGUCUAAUCUUACUCCGUUCUCUUCCUCUUACCUGCAGUUAGCUUGUACUGGGUCGUAUCCUGGUUCACUAUGGCUCAAGCCGUGCAAAAACUCAUCGCCAAAGUACCGACUUUAGUUGGCGCCGCUGUCACAUACUCUAAACCACGUCUGGCGACCUUCUGGCACUACGCCCGAGUGGAGCUGGUCCCUCCAUCACCUGCUGAGAUCCCCAAAGCCAUAGAGGCCGCCCAGGGCCUCAUAAAGAGCUACCAGACAGGACGUGUGGGACAAACCACUGUCAAGGAUGCCCUAAGGAAUGGAUUGGUGACCACUGAGGUGUUGAUGUGGUUCUUCAUUGGAGAAUGCAUAGGCAAAGGGGGUCUGAUUGGAUAUGAUGUUUAAUUUUUGAACCGGUCUUGUUCCGAUUGCACUAAUGAUCAACACAGUCUUAACAUUCUGCACUAAUUUGUCAAAUAAAUAAAUAAAAUUUAAAAUGAAUGUCUAUUUUGAGAAA
Sphaeramia orbicularis (orbiculate cardinalfish) is the source of this 496-nucleotide messenger RNA. RefSeq names its product ATP synthase subunit g, mitochondrial-like. Gene Ontology annotation, molecular function: proton transmembrane transporter activity. The transcript has 3 exons. The coding region runs from base 73 to 384 and encodes 103 amino acids. Lineage: Eukaryota; Metazoa; Chordata; Actinopteri; Kurtiformes; Apogonidae. Gene Ontology annotation, biological process: proton motive force-driven ATP synthesis. The record is from RefSeq and is a predicted model, not a curated record.